GGCGCGGCUGGAGGUGGUAAGGAAGGCAGCCUUUGUGAAAUACAAUUAAGUCUGAAUAAGUCUUAAUGUAACUGCCAAGUUGAACAACGUCGUAGAAUUCACAAUGGCUGAAGCGAUACAGUCAGACUCCCCUGCGCUAUUUACACAAGUCACUGUAUAUUCUCUCUUGGCAUGCGCUGCGCAGUUUGCUGCAGGAUACCUGUUUGCGCAAAUAUGGGGCAAAAAGUGUUCAGUCACUGACCGAUGGGUUCUUGUGUGGUUGUUCUACGACGCAAUUGUCCACAUCACAUUGGAGGGCCCAUUUGUGUACAUGUCUCUCGUCGGAACUGUGGCGACCUCAGACAACAUCCUUGCUGAAUUGUGGAAGGAAUAUGGGAAAGCAGAUUCACGCUGGCUGCAUUCGGAUCCCACCAUUGUGUCCCUGGAGCUGCUGACAGUGGUGCUGGAUGGCUUUCUGGCUCUGCUGUUGGUUUACGCUAUAGUGAGGGAUAAGCACUACCGGCACUUCAUCCAGAUCACCCUGUGCGUGUGUGAACUUUAUGGGGGUUGGAUGACCUUUUGUCCAGACUGGUUAACGGGAAGCCCCAGCUUGAACACCAGCAACUGGCUCUACCUGUGGGUGUACCUGGUGUUCUUCAACGGGGUGUGGGUAGUGGUGCCAGGCCUCCUGCUCUGGCAGUCUUGGCUUGCUCUCCAGAGUGCCCAUCACCUCAUGGGAGACGACUCCAGGAAGAAGAAGUGACCACUUCAGUCAACUACAUUUCAUUUUUUCCCCCAGACAUCAAAGGUGUUAAGAUGGAAUGAUUGUGGGGACCAUGUUUGAUAAAUGGGAGGACCAGUGAUACAUUUACCAGGCACAUUCCAACAGAUACUUUUCUUAUUGGUGAUGUAUUUUCAAAAUUGGUAUAAACAUGUGAAAAUAAUAUUAUGGGCUGGUAAUCACUUAUACACCAUAACACAUCUUUGCGGACACACACACACACACACACACCUCUUACAUACCAGAACAAUUUUGUU
Molecule: messenger RNA, 1017 nt
Organism: Sardina pilchardus (European sardine)
Lineage: Eukaryota; Metazoa; Chordata; Actinopteri; Clupeiformes; Clupeidae
Gene: ebpl
Product: EBP like
Exons: 4
Coding region: 104-742 (212 amino acids)
Biological process (GO): sterol metabolic process
Cellular component (GO): membrane; endoplasmic reticulum
Molecular function (GO): cholestenol delta-isomerase activity
Source: RefSeq, a predicted model, not a curated record